UCCCGCCGCGAUGGGGCCGCUCCGCUGGCUGCUCGCGCUGCUGGCAUUGCUGCGGCCGCAGGGGGUCCGGCCUGCGGGCCCCAUCCGGGCCUUCGUGGUGCCCCACAGCCACAUGGACGUGGGCUGGGUCUACACGGUCCAGGAGAGCAUGCACGCGUACGCGGCCAACGUCUACACCUCUGUCGUGGAGGAGCUGAUCCGCAGGCCCCAGCGCCGGUUCAUCGCCGUGGAGCAGGAGUUCUUCCGGCUGUGGUGGAGCAGCGUUGCCUCGGACAAGCAGAAACGCCAGGUCCGCGAGCUCCUGGACACGGGACAUCUGGAGUUCGUCCUCGGAGGCCAGGUCAUGCAUGACGAGGCCGUGACCCACGUUGACGACCAGAUCCUACAGCUCACAGAAGGACACGGCUUUCUCUAUGAAACGUUUGGGAUCCGGCCGCGCUUCUCCUGGCAUGUCGACCCCUUUGGGGCAUCCGCCACGACCCCCACGCUGUUUGCCCUGGCAGGCUUCAAUGCCCACCUCAUCUCCCGGAUCGACUACGACCUGAAGGAGGCCAUGCAGGAGGCCCAGGAGCUGCAGUUCGUGUGGCAAGGGUCCCCAUCCCUGGCAGAGCAGCAGGAGAGCUUCACGCACAUCAUGGACCAGUACAGCUACUGCACCCCCGCCCACAUCCCUUUCUCCAACAGAUCCGGGUUUUACUGGAACGGCGUGGCCGUCUUCCCGGAGCCGCCCCCAGAUGGGGUAUACCCCAACAUGAGUGAGCCUGUCACCCCGGUCAACAUCGACCUGUACGCAGAGGCCCUGGUGGCCAACGUGAGGCAACGGGCCGCCUGGUUCCGGACGCCCUAUGUCCUCUGGCCCUGGGGAUGUGACAAGCAGUUCUUCAAUGCCUCGGUGCAGUUCACCAACAUGGACCCCCUGCUGGACCAUGUCAACAGCCGCACGGCCGAGCUGGGCGUCUCUGUGCAGUAUGCCACGCUGGCCGACUACUUCGGGGCGCUGCACGCCCUUAACACCACCUGGGGCGUGCGUGGCCACCAGGACUUCCUGCCCUAUUCGUCAGGACCGUUUCAGGCCUGGACAGGCUUCUACACAUCCCGAAGCGUGCUCAAGGGGCUGGCGCGACGAGCUAGCGCCCUGCUGCACGUCGGCGAGUCUAUGUUCACGCGCCACGUGUGGCCGGCCCCCCGAGGAGCCCUGGACCUGGCCUGGGCCCUGCAGCAGUUGCGGCAGCUCCGCUGGGCUGUCUCCGAGGUCCAGCACCAUGACGCCAUCACGGGCACAGAGUCCCCCAAGGUGAGAGACAUGUAUAAGGAGCACCUGGUCACGGGGAUGCUGGGUGUGUGGAAGCUGAUUGCCACCAUCGUCCUGGCCGGGCCUGAGGUCGAGGAGAAGCGGGCGGCGCCAGCGGCAGACUCAGGGCCCGAGGGGCACUCUGCUGUGGUCUACAACCCGCUGGCCUGGGCUGUUACCACCAUCGUCACCCUGACCGUCAGCUUCCCCAGAGUCCGCAUCACAGACGAAUCAGGCCACCCGGUGCCUGCACAGAUCCAGAACUCAACGUCCACCCCAUCCACAUACGACCUGCAUAUCUUGACCACAAUCCCGGGCCUCAGUUACCGGCACUAUAGCAUUACACCCACUGUGGGGGCCCAGGAGGGCAUCCAGGAGCCAGCUGCUGCCCUGGCCAGCACCGUCCAGUUUGGCCGCAGGCCGAGGAGACGCUCCAGCCAUAGGGGCAGGCGCCUGGUGCCUGUGGUAAACGACUGCUACACUGUGCUCCUGGACCGGGACACCAACCUGAUGCAUAGCAUCCGGGAGAGGUGAGGUGCAGCCAUGGCUGGCUCUGAGGCGGAGGGGUGCCCUUGGGCCUCAGCACGUCACGCCCCCACCCGGAGUCUCUGUUUGCUCACCUGCUCAGAGAAGGACCAGAUGGUGCUGCAGGCCCUUCCCACUGUUACGAUCUUUAUUUCUAGGAAUGUGAUUUAGGAAAAGCACAUGUAUGCCAUCCACUCCCGGCUGGCCCACGUGCCACCGAGAGGCUCUGAAGGGGAGCUGCUCUGCGGGCGGAUCGAGCAGGAGUACCGGGUGGGCCCGCUGGAGCUGAACCGUGAGGCCGUGCUCAGGACCAGCACCGACCUAGACAGCCAGCAGGUCAUCCACACGGAUGACAACGGGUACCAGAUGCAGCUCAGGCCCCCCCUGGUGCACACCGACAACAGCAUUGCUCGGAGUUACUACCCCAUGGUCCAGGCGGCCUUCAUCGAGGACCACCGGAGCAGGCUGGUGCUGCUGUCGGAGCGGGCACACGGCGUCUCCAGCCAGGGCAGCGGGCAGGUGGAGGUCAUGCUGCACCGACGGCUGUGGAACAACCUCCAGUGGGACCUGGGCUACAACCUCACGCUGAACGACACCUCGGCCGUCCGGCCCGUGCUCUGGCUGCUCCUGGGGCCCCAGGCGGUCACGGCUGCCCUGCGCCCGAGGGGCGGGCUGGCGCUGCAGCACAGGCCCGUGGUCCUGUACGGGGAGCUGGCUGGACCACGGCAGCAGGCAGCCGUGACGCUGCCCCCGAGCCUUCACCUGCAGACCCUGAGCAUCCCCGGCUGGAAGUACAGCUCGAACCACACGGAGCACAUGCAGAGUCUCCAGGAAGGCCGCCGAGGGGAGGUUGAGGCCAACCUGCGCCGCGUGCUGCUCCGUCUCCACCACCUGUAUGAGGCAGGGGAGGACCCACUGCUGUCUCAGCCCAUGACCGUGGAUCUGCAGGCCGUGCUGCGGGGCCUGGGGACCGUGGUGGCCGUGGAGGAGCGCUCGCUCACAGGGACCUCGGACGUGCGCACUCUGCGCCGCUGGAGCUGGAGGACACGGACCCGCCGCCAUCACGGAGGUGGCUCCAGCUCCCCUCCAAGGACGCCAGGAGGUCACACUGUCACAGUCCACCCGAAGGAAAUCCGCACAUUCUUCAUUCACUUCCGAGAGAAGUGAGCCGUCGCAGAUGCCGUGGGCUGCGUGACUCCACAGAACAGAACAGAACCCGGGAGGGUGCCGGGAGGCCGAGCAUCUGUCCCCGGGGGCACUACCAAUCCAGUUGGCUAAUUUCAGGAGUUGGUCAGUUGGGGCCCUGGUGACGCAGUGGUUAAGUGUUUGGCUGCUAACCAAAAGGUUGGCAGUUCAAAUCCACCAGCUACUCAUUGGAAACCCUAUGAUGGGGCAGUUCUACUCUGUCCUAUAGGGU
This is a messenger RNA of Trichechus manatus latirostris (Florida manatee), 3233 nucleotides long. It is a transcript of the gene MAN2B2, whose product is annotated as mannosidase alpha class 2B member 2. Gene Ontology annotation, cellular component: lysosome. Gene Ontology annotation, molecular function: alpha-mannosidase activity; carbohydrate binding. Lineage: Eukaryota; Metazoa; Chordata; Mammalia; Sirenia; Trichechidae. Gene Ontology annotation, biological process: mannose metabolic process. The record is from RefSeq and is a predicted model, not a curated record. The transcript is spliced from 18 exons.